UAACUAAACGUGAGCCACCACAAAUGUCGCUCCUGGCCCUGGCCAGGCCUAUUAGACUUUGUUUUCAGGACAGUUCGCUCCGCAAGCAGCAGCAAGUAUAAAAGCCUAGCAGAAGGCAAAAAACCAAGGGAAGUAAACCAACAACUGAACAAUGUUCCAAACUCCCCAAACUUUGUCUCUCAUUCCAAAAAUGGUGAAGAAGCCACCUCUUAAAGCUCUCUUACUCUUCAACUCUUCAAUUCUCGAAGGACUUCAACACACCCCCGAAUCCAUAGCCUUCACUCUAGACAUUCUUCUAUCUUCCAACAUGCUCCUUCAUUCUCAGUCCAUUCUCCUCCAGAUUAUCUCUGGUAGACUCUCCUCUCCUUUCUUCACUCCUUUGUCUCUGUUCCAACAUUUAACUCAACCCACUUUGAAUCCCAACUCAAUGAACCAAAUCCCUCUAUAUGAAUCAAUUAUCAACGCCCAUGUUCGAUCUCAGUUGCCUGAUCAAGCCAUAUAUUAUUUCAAUCAAAUGGUAGACAGAAACCUUGUUGCUGGACCCAAUACUCUGAAUAAUAUAAUGAGUUUUCUUAUAAAGUUUGAUUCUUUUGAGAAAGCUUGGAUCCUUUUUACAAAGUCCAAAGGGAGGGUUAAGUUUGAUGUUUAUAGUUUUGGGAUAAUGAUCAAAGGAUGUUGCAAGGCAGGUUAUUUAAGCAAAAGUUUUGAGCUUUUAGGUCAGGUAGAAGAGUUGGGUUUGUCUCCCAAUGUUGUUAUAUACACUACUUUGAUUGAUGGGUGUUGUAAAAUGGGUGACUUUGAGCAGGCAAAAACGUUCUUUUGCAAAAUGGAGGAGCUUGGGUUGGUUCCUAACGAGUAUACAUACACAGUUUUAAUCAAUGGAUUGUUUAAAAAGGGACUGAAAAAAGAAGGCUUUGAGCUAUAUGAGAAGAUGCAGCUUAAUGGGGUGAUUCCUAGUUUAUAUACUUACAAUUCUUUGAUGAAUGAAUUCUGCAAUGAGGGAAAAGUAAGCAAAGCUUUCGAGAUGUUUGAUGAAAUGCGUGAAAGAGGAGUAGCAUGUAAUGUGGUUACAUACAAUAUAUUGAUUGGAGGCUUGUGUAGAAAGACAAGGAUUUGGGAGGCGGAGAAAUUGUUGGAUCAAAUGAAGAGGACUGGUAUAAGUCCAAAUUUGAUUACAUAUAACUCGCUAUUAGAUGGUUUUUGUAAUGUUGGAAAGUUGGAGAGGGCUAAGUAUAUAUUUGAUCAAUUGAAAACUAAGGGUCUAUCUCCAUCUUUGAUAACUUAUAACAUUCUUAUUUCGGGCUUUUCUAGAGCUAGAGACUUAGCAGUAGUUGCUGGAUUGGUAAAAGAAAUGGAGGAGAGAGGCAUAAGGCCUUCUAAAGUGACAUAUACAACUAUAAUUGAUGCAUUCAUUAGAUCAGAAAAUAUAGAUAAGGCAUUUGAGUUAUAUUUGUUUAUGCAGAAGGCUGGUUUGGUUCCGGAUGUUUACACUUAUGGUGUCUUAGUUCAUGGAUUGUGCACAAAGGGUAAUAUGAAGGAUGCAUGGAAACUGUUUAAAUCAAUGGAAGAAAUGCAAUUGAAGCCAAAUGAUGUGAUAUACAACACAAUGAUUCACGGGUAUUGCAAAGAGGGUAGCUCAUAUAGAGCCCUGAGGCUGCUUCAAGAAAUGGGCGAGAAAGGGUUGGUUCCUAAUGUAGCUAGCUACAGCUCUACUAUCGGACUUCUUUGCAAGGAUUGUAAGUGGCAAGAGGCAGAGGCUUUAGUGAAUGAGAUGAUUGAGUCUGGUUUUAAACCAACAGUCUCUAUAUAUAAUCUAAUCUCUAAAGCAAAACACAAUACGUAGUUGAAGCUUCCAAGCACUUACUUCUGAAUGUGAUGCUAUAUGAAGGAAAUCAAAAUUGAGGAGACGUGAUAACCCGAAGCUUUCAUUGUGUGAAGGAGGAUAUCAAAGACUUAUGGAUGUUACAUUUAGAACGAAAUAGGGAAUAGAGGAGACCAUAAAUAAAAUGAGGUUUGUCCAAUCACCUAAACGAUACCCCAAUGCUACCAUAUAUGAAGUUGGAGAUCUGAGAUAUCCAAGCAGUCUGAAGUAUUUGCUUCAUUUCUUCCCCUUGCUCUCCAUAUUGCAGAUACAAGGCUAACAGCAAAUUUUGAGCAUGGCUACUUGACAGAAUGAUGCAAAUCAAAGCACCAAAGGGAUCUUGUGGGUGACUUUCAAAAGCAAAAACAACAAAAGCUUACGGAGGGAGAGAGAUUUUCCAAUCUCAUAUACCCUAUGGCUAUGCCCCUUUAGCUUAUAUACCAGUUGAUUGUGAUCUUUGAAGUUUAUGCAAAACCACUGUAAAUUUUCUUUGUAUUUGUUGUUUUUUGUUCCAUAUUUCUACUUUCAUGGAUUCUGCUUACACUUUAAUUGCUAAAAGCUUGUAAAUCUCACUGGAAGUUGCGUUAUGAAUUAAGAUUCUGGCCAAGUUUACGGUCAU
Messenger RNA from Durio zibethinus, 2480 nucleotides. RefSeq names its product Pentatricopeptide repeat (PPR-like) superfamily protein. NCBI's taxonomy places the organism in Eukaryota, Viridiplantae, Streptophyta, Magnoliopsida, Malvales, Malvaceae. The record is from RefSeq and is a predicted model, not a curated record. Gene Ontology annotation, molecular function: protein binding.